Messenger RNA from Rodentolepis nana, 489 nucleotides. Lineage: Eukaryota; Metazoa; Platyhelminthes; Cestoda; Cyclophyllidea; Hymenolepididae. The record is from the annotation of a GenBank genome assembly.
GCAACACUCGACGAUAUAACCCAAACCACUUUCAAUCAAAUGGACUUGGACAGAUCGGGAAAAAUAACUCUACCAGAAUUUAAAUUCAAUGUCAAAAGACACGGCAGUGUCCAGCCUUCGGAAAGAGCCAUCAGGGAGUACUUCGAAAAGAUGGACAAGAAUAGAGAUGGCAAAUUGAGCUUCAAUGAGAUAAAAACAGCAUUUGCAGAUAAUGUAGGAAUGAGUGUGUCAGCAAAAUCGUCUAAAAAGAAGGAAACUCCGCAGGGACCAAGCGUUCAGGAGAUGGCGCUACAAACUUUCAAGGCGAUGGACUUGGACAAGUCAGGUAAAGUCAGCUUUAUCGAAUUUCAAAAGAAUAUGGAGAAGAAGGUUGGAUCCGCAAUGUCCUCGGCUGCAUUGAGAGGUUUCUUCGACUCCUUUGAUGUGAACAAAGAUGGCGAACUCAGUCUCGAAGAACUAACGAAACUUAUGGAAACCUCGCCAAUGUAA